Molecule: messenger RNA, 5661 nt
Organism: Cuscuta epithymum
Lineage: Eukaryota; Viridiplantae; Streptophyta; Magnoliopsida; Solanales; Convolvulaceae
Source: the annotation of a GenBank genome assembly
UUUCCAAGAGGAAAUCUGUGACACUCCGAAAAAGUGAAAUAAAAUAAACAAAUGUUUAGUCAGAUAAAACGCCAUGAAAGUGACAUUUUAAUAAUUAAGUGAAUCAAAUGAGAUUUUAACAUCAGUUACAUUUAAUCAAAAAAAAAAAAAAAAAAAAAAAACGUUUCAAUAAUAAAAGUGACAUUUUCAUAAUAUUUAUGUUGACCAGAUAGAGACUUGACUUAAAUAAAAAAAAUUUGGAACUUUGUAACAAGUGAUAGUUACAUAUAUGACAUAAAUAAUAAAAGUGACAUUUUGACAAUCUUAAUUCAAAGGUGUAUCAGAUAAUAAUAUGUGUACACAAAUACUCUAAAAUAAUUCGAUGCAAUAAUAAAAGAGUUGUACUUUCCAAAUUUAAUGCACACAUACAUAUCAGCCAUACCCAAUAACUAUAUCUCUGUAUGUACAUAUCAAUAUAUGCUAUGUAUCUAUUGAUAACCUUAUCAAUUACUCCGUAUCAUACAUAUAAUACAUAACAAUAAUGCAUCUGCUGGCCAUAUACAUGAAUGCGAUCCAAAACGAACGACCAACCCACAUGCUUAUCCUGAUGAGGCCAGCCAAGGGAACGAGCUACGUACGUGUAUCUUUCUGCACCAAGAGGAAACCAGCAAUGCCUGCGAAUUAAUAUACCAAGGGAGAGUAAUAGUAAGAGGAUCGACGCUUGAGAAGCUGGAGAGGAGUCCGCCGGAGAAACGGAAGCAAAUACCGGAGGAAGAAGAGAAGCUGGAAUUUCUGUCACCGGACCUGACUGCUGCUGUUGACGUUGGGAAACGAAGACCGCCGGUGGAAGCAUCCAGACUACUGCCGCUGCUCUAGACGCCGGAGUUCUUUCCCUGCUCGCCGGCACUGAUCGAACCUUACGACAAGGUGAAUUUGGAGAAGAUCGGGGUUAAAGCUUUGGUUAGGAAUUUUCACAAACCGAGGAAUUGAGGAUCAUAUUGAAGUUGAUUUCGAGAGCUUCCGCUAGAACACAUAGACUAAAGUGAUCGAGUAAUUUAUUUUAGUCUUAAUUUUAAAGAAUUGUAGUUGAACAAUUAAAUAUGGAAAAUUUUAAUUUGUUGGUGGUGGAUAGCCUGUGCACCCGGUUAUGUGAGAGCCGAGUGUGGCGGUAACGCCCCUGUUUCCCUUUAAAUUUUCCGCUGCAAGACUCUGAUGUUUUCGAAUAAAUCAUUAUUUACUUUGAAUAAAUCAUUAUUCAAAUAUAUUUUUGGGUGGGAAAUUUGGGGGUGUUACAAGUUGGUAUCAGAGCCUCUUCUUUUAUAAAAACGGGGUUUCAAAUAUUUUUGAGAUUUUCUAAAAAGAGAUAUCAACAAGUUGGUAUCAAAGCCUUUGAUUUUUAAAUUGGGAAUUUUCAAAUAAAACUUUCCUUAUGUGACUACGAUCUUCAAAAAGACUUUCUUUUAAAAUCGAUUGAAAUUUUUCAAAAAGUUUCCAGAAACGUUUUUUUUUCUUCUUUGAAAAAAAUUUAUAUCGAUCUUUUAAUGCUCUUAUACAAAAAGAAAAAGAAAUUUAGGAAUAAUAAGUCUUAUUAAAAAAAAAAAAAGAACAAGUCAAGGAAAAAAAAAACCUAGGAUACGGGUGAGAUGUGAGAUUUUGAAAUCUAUUUUGAUGGAGUUUGUGGUUCUUUGAAUUGUUUGAGUUAUACUUAUAUGAGAUAUAUCACUAUUGACUCAGUUUGGACUUUUAGAGGAACUUACCAAAUUAUGUGAGUAAUGAAUUAAUAGUGAAGGUAGUAUAAUUGUGAAUGUCAUUGAUAUACUUCGUGUCCUAAACAUUAUUCUUUCAAGUAGACAAUGAAGUCAACGAGAACCAAAAUAGAAGACAAUAUCGCCGCACCGACGAAUGCGGAGUUGGCUCAAAAUGUGGUUCAACUCAUCCAGACUAUCGGGAGUGUGUUAAUUCAGAACCAACACCAACAACGUCUCAAAAACCGCAAUGAUGUAGCGAAACUUGUAGCGAAGCGCAAUCCACCGUGUUAUUUAGGCCAAGAAGAUCCUCUCAUCCUUGAGGAUUGGAUUCGCACUUUCGACAAACUCUUCGAUGCUAUAAACUGCCCUACAGAUCAACGAAUUAAUACGGCUGCGUACUAUCUACGUCAAGAAGCAGACAAUUGGUGGGCCACGACUGCCCUAACGUUGCGUCAACAACCCGACUUUUCUUGGGAGACGUUCAAGGAGGAAAUGCGAAAGAGAUUCUACCCAGAGCACGUGAGAGCUGAGAAGUAUGAAGAAUUCUUACACCUGAAGCAAGUAGGCAUGACUGUCCAAGAGUAUCACGCUAAAUUCUUGAAUCUCGCACGAUUUGCUCUCACGCUAGUUCCUGAUGAAAUCGAGAAAACAAAUAAGUUUAUACGCGGCCUGAACUUCGAGACACAAAAAGCUCUUUGCGUUUCAGAAUGCCAAACGUUGAACGAUGCCUACAACAAAGCUGGCAAACACUAUCGAGUGCAACAACUCCAGAAGAAAACACUCAAGAGAGCGAGGAAAGUGACUGAAGGAGAAAGCAAAACAGGAGGCAAACAAUGCAAGCUAAAUCAGCUAGGGCACACUCGGAACGGGAAGAAGAUCAACAACCAAGGCCAAGACCAGAAGCGUAAGAAGAAGAACUCAACUGAAGAGAUGCACUUCUACUGCUCGAAGUGUAGAAAGGAUCACCCCGGGAAAUACUGUGAUGGAACGCUUGUACGAUGUUUUCAUUGUGACAAGCUAGGGCAUAGGGUGUUUGAGUGUCAUUCAAGGAAGAAGGGAAUCCCUCCGACUCGUGGAAUCAAUCGUCAUGAAAAUAAUGCAAAACGCAACAGAAGAAUAUGAAAAUAGUAAGCAAAAUCAUAUAAAAUUUCUUAUUUUUAAAAAUUAGUAAGUAUGUUUGAAGACUUAUGUAUCGUUUGAUCUUUGAUGAAUAAAUUAUUCUUGAAUAUGUUAAAUGCUUCGGGGACGAAGCAUCUAUUUAAGGAGGGUAGAAUGUGACACUCCUAAAUUUAAUAAAAAGAAGUUAACUAACAUGUGACACCUGCUAAUUGUACUGUGGAGAAUUCCUUAACUUAUGCUUCGGGACGAAGCAUCUUUUAAGGAGGGUAGAUUGUGACACUCCGAAAAAGUGAAAUAAAAUAAACAAAUGUUUAGUCAGAUAAAACGCCAUGAAAGUGACAUUUUAAUAAUUAAGUGAAUCAAAUGAGAUUUUAACAUCAGUUACAUUUAAUCAAAAAAAAAAAAAAAAAAAAAAACGUUUCAAUAAUAAAAGUGACAUUUUCAUAAUAUUUAUGUUGACCAGAUAGAGACUUGACUUAAAUAAAAAAAAUUUGGAACUUUGUAACAAGUGAUAGUUACAUAUAUGACAUAAAUAAUAAAAGUGACAUUUUGACAAUCUUAAUUCAAAGGUGUAUCAGAUAAUAAUAUGUGUACACAAAUACUCUAAAAUAAUUCGAUGCAAUAAUAAAAGAGUUGUACUUUCCAAAUUUAAUGCACACAUACAUAUCAGCCAUACCCAAUAACUAUAUCUCUGUAUGUACAUAUCAAUAUAUGCUAUGUAUCUAUUGAUAACCUUAUCAAUUACUCCGUAUCAUACAUAUAAUACAUAACAAUAAUGCAUCUGCUGGCCAUAUACAUGAAUGCGAUCCAAAACGAACGACCAACCCACAUGCUUAUCCUGAUGAGGCCAGCCAAGGGAACGAGCUACGUACGUGUAUCUUUCUGCACCAAGAGGAAACCAGCAAUGCCUGCGAAUUAAUAUACCAAGUAUACACAAAUAUAUACGUAGUAUUUAUAUGCGUACAUGCUACCUCUGCGAAAUCAUAACCAGAGAACUAACUUCACACACCAGCACUUUUCUCUGCGACCUGAUGUAUGUGUUGUGAGUAGGGGAGAGUAAUAGUAAGAGGAUCGACGCUUGAGAAGCUGGAGAGGAGUCCGCCGGAGAAACGGAAGCAAAUACCGGAGGAAGAAGAGAAGCUGGAAUUUCUGUCACCGGACCUGACUGCUGCUGUUGACGUUGGGAAACGAAGACCGCCGGUGGAAGCAUCCAGACUACUGCCGCUGCUCUAGACGCCGGAGUUCUUUCCCUGCUCGCCGGCACUGAUCGAACCUUACGACAAGGUGAAUUUGGAGAAGAUCGGGGUUAAAGCUUUGGUUAGGAAUUUUCACAAACCGAGGAAUUGAGGAUCAUAUUGAAGUUGAUUUCGAGAGCUUCCGCUAGAACACAUAGACUAAAGUGAUCGAGUAAUUUAUUUUAGUCUUAAUUUUAAAGAAUUGUAGUUGAACAAUUAAAUAUGGAAAAUUUUAAUUUGUUGGUGGUGGAUAGCCUGUGCACCCGGUUAUGUGAGAGCCGAGUGUGGCGGUAACGCCCCUGUUUCCCUUUAAAUUUUCCGCUGCAAGACUCUGAUGUUUUCGAAUAAAUCAUUAUUUACUUUGAAUAAAUCAUUAUUCAAAUAUAUUUUUGGGUGGGAAAUUUGGGGGUGUUACAAAAUCAGAAAGCAAUUAUGGCGGAAACCAGAAAAAGUUAAGGAACUCGAUGAACUCAAGAUAUGUGGCCUCAACCAUCUAUGAGGAAAGAACAAAGGCGGAUAACUGUUCCUGCUUAGUCACAGAUAUAUGCGAAAACAAAGAGAAGUAUGGCAGCAUGAGCUUCAGACGGCAAAGGACCCAGUGUGGAGUAUCGUGAAUGUAGCCGAGGUCAAUCAUCAAGAUAUCAAGCUCUCUGUCUAUCACCUACAACGCUCUGAUGGGACUGAAUUUACUUGCAAGGAAAAUGAUCUCUACGUGUUUAAGAUGGAUGACAUCUAUCAGAUGUUCAUAGCUUUCCAAGCACUUCCCGUUACUCGCGAUAAAAUUACACAAGAAGGCUUUGAUGCACUCAAGCGCUUUAUGGUCAGACAAGUCAAAUUCUUUGCUACCCAUGAUCUUCAGAUGGCCCUAGAGACCAAUCUUCCAAAGACAAAUCUCAUAAGACCAAAGUUAUACGGACCAGAGCUAUAAGAUUUUCCAGCAUAUAACAUCUUUGAUAGCCUGGUCGCAAUCAUAUACUUGAAUCACAAUGGUGAGAACCGUUUGUUAGCGAUUGAAGAAAUCAACAAGUACUGUGAUGGAACUCUGAAGAUUUUGAGGGAAAGGCUGCUACCCAUCAGAAAGAACUUUGAAGAAAGACAACAGAAGUAUGUGGAUGCCUUGGAUGCUGAACUAAAGGAAUCAAACAGAGUUGAUAAAAUCCUGAAAGCUAUCGAGAAGCAACUUGACAGAAGAAGGUCACUCAUAAGCUAUGAGCAUGCGCUUGAUCUGCGAAAACAUUAUUAUAGAGCUCAGAAUUAAAGAGAAGAAGAAGUAAGACGACACUUGAUCAUAAAGGGGGAGAUUGUUGGGAAUAUUUGUUGUGAAUCAAGUUUGUCAGAUGUCUUGUUAAUUAAUAGAUUAGUUUUACCUUUAAUAGAAUUAUUUGAUAUGUAAUAAAUAGGCUUGUAAGGGAAUAAGGCCCAAAAAGGCCUUAGGCCCAAACUCCCAGGUUACCAAUUCUAGUACAUGUACCUGCGCCUAUAAAUACGCGCAUAUGUGGUACAGGACCGAAUAAUCAGCUAAUAUACUUUUCGAUCAGCACAUACUCUUUCUUUAGCUUCUCGAUAAAUAUAGAAGUAAG